AUGGCCUACUAUCUUACCGACGGAAUUUAUCCUAAUUGGGCAACAUUUAUCCAAUCCAUCAAACUCCCUCAAGGUCCAAAAGCAGAGUUAUUUGCUGAACGUCAAGAAUCCACCAGAAAAGAUGUCGAACGGGCUUUUGGAGUAUUGCAAUCGAGGUUUGCAAUUGUUAAGAACCCAGCUCUACUAUGGGACAAGGAGAAGAUAGGAAAGAUAAUGAGAACUUGUGUCAUAUUGCACAAUAUGAUAGUGGAGGACGAGCGACACGGAUACAUUCAAAUUGAUACAUCUGAGUUCGAGUCUGGAGAGUCUAGUCGAAGUUCGAAGGUGAAAAGUAGAGAAAGUGUCAAUGUCCCUAUGCUUACCAUUCGCAAUCAAAUUCGAGAUCCACAUUUACAUGAGCGUUUGAAAGCUGAUUUAGUUGAAAAUGUUUGGGAAAAAUUUGGUAAUCAUGAUGAAUAA
This is a messenger RNA of Brassica napus (rape), 459 nucleotides long. RefSeq lists its product as uncharacterized. NCBI's taxonomy places the organism in Eukaryota, Viridiplantae, Streptophyta, Magnoliopsida, Brassicales, Brassicaceae. The transcript has a single exon. The record is from RefSeq and is a predicted model, not a curated record. Bases 1 to 459 code for a protein of 152 amino acids.